CCCUUCUUAAUCACAUAGAUAUGGGUCGCUCCGGCAAUAUUAUUCUAGCAAUCAUCUUGAUCAUCGGUUGUUGUGUAUUUGCAACUUCGAUCGCUAAAGAAGAAUCCAGCAAGUUAGGAACUGUUAUUGGGAUUGAUCUUGGGACUACGUAUUCGUGUGUUGGUGUUUAUAAGAACGGACACGUUGAAAUCAUAGCCAAUGAUCAAGGAAACCGUAUCACUCCAUCGUGGGUGGCUUUCACGGACAACGAGAGGGUGAUCGGUGAGGCCGCCAAGAAUCAGGCGGCUGUAAACCCCGAAAGGACCGUCUUUGAUGUCAAGAGACUUAUUGGGAGAAAGUUUGAGGAUAAAGAAGUCCAAAAGGAUAUGAAACUGGUUCCCUACAAAAUAGUGAACAAAGAUGGGAAGCCUUUUAUCCAAGUUAAACACAAGGAAGGGGAAACCAAGGUUUUCAGUCCCGAAGAGAUUAGCGCGAUGGUUCUUACAAAAAUGAAGGAGACAGCUGAAGCAUUCCUUGGAAAGAAAGUUAAGGACGCUGUUGUUACAGUUCCUGCAUACUUCAAUGAUGCCCAAAGGCAGGCUACCAAGGAUGCUGGAAAGAUUGCUGGUUUAAAUGUCGUUAGAAUCAUUAACGAGCCAACGGCUGCUGCUAUCGCAUACGGUCUGAACAAGAAAGGGGUCGAGAAGAACGUUCUUGUAUUCGACCUUGGUGGAGGAACAUUCGACGUGAGCAUCUUGACACUAGACAAUGGUGUUUUUGAAGUUCUUGCCACACACGGAGACACCCAUCUUGGAGGCGAGGACUUCGACCAAAGGAUCAUGGAAUACUUCAUCAAACUCAUCAACAAAAAGUACGGAAAAGACAUCAGCAAUGACAACAGAGCGCUCGGGAAGCUAAGAAGGGAAGCCGAACGGGCCAAGAGAGCGUUGAGCAGCCAGCACCAGGUUCGGGUUGAGAUUGAGUCACUUUUCGACGGUGUAGAUUUCUCUGAGCCAUUGACAAGAGCCCGAUUCGAGGAGCUUAACAACGACUUGUUUAGAAAGACAAUGGGGCCCGUGAAGAAGGCCAUGGAGGAUGCGGGUUUGGAGAAACACGAGAUUGAUGAGAUUGUUCUUGUUGGUGGGAGUACCAGGAUUCCAAAGGUUCAACAACUUCUUAGAGACUACUUUGAUGGAAAGGAACCAAACAAGGGUGUGAACCCUGAUGAAGCGGUUGCUUUUGGUGCUGCUGUUCAAGGAGGCAUUUUGAGUGGAGAGGGUGGUGAUGAAACUGAAGAAAUCGUUCUUUUGGAUGUGGCUCCGCUUACCCUCGGCAUUGAAACCGUUGGAGGGGUGAUGACGAAAUUGAUCCCAAGAAACACCGUUAUCCCGACCAGAAAAUCUCAAGUAUUUACCACCUAUAAGGAUCAGCAAACUGCUGUCUCCAUCAAGGUUUAUGAAGGUGAAAGAAGUCUCACAAAGGAUUGCAGGCUUCUUGGAACAUUUGAUCUCUCCGGAAUCCCUCCAGCACCAAGGGGCACCCCACAAAUCGAAGUCACAUUCGAGGUAGACGCCAACGGUAUCCUAAACGUGAAGGCAGAAGACAAGGUGGCUGGCAAAUCCAAAAAGAUCACAAUCACCAACGAGAAGGGUCGGUUGAGUCAAGAAGAGAUAGAGCGUAUGGUUCACGAAGCCGAAGAGUUUGCUGAAGAAGAUAAAAAGGUGAAAGAAAAGAUUGAAGCGCGUAACGCGCUUGAAAGUUAUGUCUACAACAUGAAAAGCCAAGUUAAUGAUAAAGAUAAGUUAGCCGAAAAGCUCGAGUCGGAUGAAAAGGAGAGAAUUGAAAGCGCAACGAAAGAAGCACUUGAAUGGCUUGAUGAUAAUCAGUCGGCUGAGAAAGAGGAGUAUGAUGAGAAGCUGAAAGAAGUUGAAGCGGUUUGUAAUCCGAUCGUAACGGCUGUUUAUCAGAGGUCGGGUGGGGCCGGUGAAGCGGAAGAUGUUGAUGAUGAACUGUAGAGAAGAAGAUAGAUUGUUUAGUAUAAUAUUGGGAUAUUAUAUUAGUAGAUGAAUUAAUUAGGUAUUUCUGAAAUUAGUUACAGCAAUUUAAUUUGUUUCUUGUCUGAAUAUUUAUUUCCAUUACAUUGAA
Molecule: messenger RNA, 2124 nt
Organism: Helianthus annuus (common sunflower)
Lineage: Eukaryota; Viridiplantae; Streptophyta; Magnoliopsida; Asterales; Asteraceae
Product: luminal-binding protein 5
Exons: 7
Coding region: 21-1994 (657 amino acids)
Biological process (GO): endoplasmic reticulum unfolded protein response; cellular response to unfolded protein; protein refolding
Cellular component (GO): endoplasmic reticulum chaperone complex; nucleus; membrane
Molecular function (GO): misfolded protein binding; ATP hydrolysis activity; ATP-dependent protein folding chaperone
Source: RefSeq, a predicted model, not a curated record